This is a messenger RNA of Misgurnus anguillicaudatus (oriental weatherfish), 7005 nucleotides long. The record is from RefSeq and is a predicted model, not a curated record. Lineage: Eukaryota; Metazoa; Chordata; Actinopteri; Cypriniformes; Cobitidae.
CGCGCGUCGAGCGCUCGAGUGGGAGUCGAAUCUUCUCCGGAACCGUUUGCUUUCAUUUCUGCACGAGUCCGUCGCGCGCCGUUUCCUUGUCUUCGCUCCGUACCAAAACAAAGUCGCGCGCUUCGCUCGGUAACGUUCGCGCAUCUCCAAAGAAUUGUUCGGUGUCCCGUGUGAAAAGGCGGUGAAUAAAGCCAGGGAAAGAUGAGUGUGGAGGCGUACGGGCCGAGCUCACAGACGCUCACCUUCCUGGACACGGAGGAAUCGGAGCUGCUUGGGGCCGACACGCAGGGCUCCGAGUUCGAGUUUACCGACUUCACGCUGCCCAGUCAGACCCAAACCCAGGGCCAGACCCAGAGUCAACUUGACAACCAGGUGAACGGACCUGAUGGAGGUCUGCCCAAUGGAGAGGAUGCAGUGGCGACGACCGUCCAACUACUGGCCGAUCUGAAUUUUGAGGAGGAUGAGGAAGAUACUUACUACACUAAAGACCUGCCGGUGCACGCCUGCAGCUAUUGCGGCAUCCACGAUCCAGCAUGUGUGGUCUAUUGCAACACCAGCAAGAAGUGGUUUUGCAACGGUCGUGGUAACACCUCUGGCAGUCACAUUGUGAAUCAUUUAGUGAGGGCCAAAUGUAAGGAGGUGACCCUGCAUAAGGAUGGCCCGCUGGGCGAGACCGUUCUGGAGUGUUAUAACUGUGGGUGUCGUAACGUCUUCCUGCUUGGCUUCAUCCCAGCUAAAGCGGAUUCUGUUGUGGUCCUUCUGUGCAGGCAGCCGUGUGCCAGUCAGAGCAGUCUGAAGGACAUUAAUUGGGACAGUUCUCAGUGGCAGCCUCUCAUUCAGGACCGAUGCUUUCUGUCCUGGCUUGUGAAGAUCCCAUCUGAACAGGAGCAGCUGAGAGCUCGUCAGAUCACCGCCCAGCAGAUCAACAAACUCGAGGAGCUCUGGAAGGAAAACCCAACAGCCACCCUGGAGGAUCUGGAGAAACCCGGAGUGGAUGAAGAACCUCAGCAUGUUCUGCUGCGAUACGAGGACGCCUAUCAGUACCAGAACAUAUUCGGGCCGCUCGUCAAACUAGAGGCCGAUUAUGACAAGAAACUCAAAGAGUCCCAAACUCAAGAUAAUAUAACAGUCAGGUGGGACUUGGGGCUGAAUAAAAAGCGGAUAGCUUAUUUCACUCUGCCCAAGACGGAUUCAGGUGACAUGCGACUGAUGCAGGGCGAUGAGAUCUGUCUGCGCUAUAAAGGAGACAUGGCUCCACUCUGGAAAGGGAUUGGACAUGUCAUCAAAGUCCCCGACAAUUAUGGAGACGAGAUAGCCAUCGAGCUGCGGAGCAGUGCUGGAGCACCUGUGGAGGUGCCACACAACUUCCAGGUGGACUUUGUCUGGAAGUCCACAUCUUUUGACCGAAUGCAGAGCGCCCUCAAGACGUUUGCUGUGGACGAGACGUCUGUGUCUGGCUAUAUCUACCACAAGCUGCUGGGUCAUGAGGUGGAGGAUGUGAUCAUCAAAUGCCAGCUGCCUAAACGUUUCACUGCACAGGGCCUGCCAGACCUCAAUCAUUCACAGGUUUACGCAGUGAAGACCGUUCUGCAGAGACCUCUCAGUCUGAUCCAAGGACCUCCAGGAACUGGCAAGACCGUGACCUCGGCCACCAUCGUCUACCAUCUGGCCAGACAGGGCAACGGCCCAGUGCUUGUAUGUGCUCCGAGUAACAUCGCAGUGGACCAGCUAACAGAGAAGAUCCAUCAGACGGGGUUGAAGGUGGUGCGUUUGUGUGCUAAGAGUCGCGAGGCCAUAGACUCGCCCGUGUCUUUUCUGGCUCUGCACAACCAGAUCCGCAAUAUGGACAGCAUGCCAGAGUUGCAGAAACUCCAGCAGCUGAAGGAUGAGACCGGCGAGCUGUCGUCAUCAGAUGAGAAACGAUACCGAGCUCUCAAACGAACCGCUGAAAGAGAACUGCUCAUGAAUGCAGAUGUGAUCUGUUGCACGUGUGUUGGAGCGGGUGAUCCUCGUCUGGCUAAGAUGCAGUUCCGCUCCAUUCUCAUCGAUGAGAGCACCCAGGCCACGGAGCCCGAGUGCAUGGUGCCAGUGGUGCUCGGGGCUAAACAGCUGAUUCUGGUUGGUGAUCACUGUCAGCUGGGUCCUGUGGUCAUGUGUAAGAAAGCAGCUAAAGCGGGUCUGUCUCAGUCCCUGUUCGAGAGGCUGGUGGUUUUGGGCAUCAGACCCAUCCGUCUGCAGGUGCAGUAUCGCAUGCAUCCGUCGCUCAGUGCUUUCCCUUCCAACAUCUUCUAUGAGGGAUCGCUGCAGAACGGAGUCACUGCCGCUGAUCGAAUCAAGAAAGGCUUUGAUUUCCAGUGGCCUCAGCCGGAUAAGCCCAUGUUCUUCUACGUGACUCAGGGUCAGGAGGAGAUUGCUAGCUCUGGCACGUCCUACCUCAACAGGACUGAAGCAGCUAAUGUGGAGAAGAUCACCACGCGUCUGCUGAAGGCCGGAGCCAAACCGGACCAGAUCGGCAUCAUCACGCCGUAUGAGGGCCAGCGCUCGUACCUUGUGCAGUACAUGCAGUUCAGCGGCUCACUCCACACCAAACUCUACCAGGAGGUGGAGAUCGCCAGCGUUGACGCCUUCCAGGGCAGAGAGAAGGACUUCAUCAUCCUGUCUUGUGUCAGAGCUAAUGAACAUCAGGGAAUUGGUUUCCUUAAUGAUCCACGGCGUCUCAAUGUGGCACUAACCAGAGCCAGGUACGGUGUGAUCAUUGUGGGAAAUCCUAAGGCUCUCUCCAAACAGCCUCUCUGGAAUCAUCUGCUGAACUAUUAUAAAGAGCAGAAGGUUCUGGUGGAGGGGCCGCUCAACAAUCUCAGAGAGAGUCUCAUGCAGUUCAGUAAACCACGCAAGCUUGUCAACACCAUCAACCCUGGUGCCCGGUUCAUGAGUACUGCCAUGUAUGAUGCAAGAGAGGCCAUGAUUCCUGGAUCGGUGUAUGACCGCAGUAGCACUGGACGUCCGUCUAAUAUGUACUUCCAGACCCACGACCAGGUUGGAAUGAUCGGAACCGGGCCAAACCCAAUGGGUUCCCUGAACAUCCCUAUCCCGUUCAACCUUGUCAUGCCACCCAUGCCUCCGCCCGGGUACCUGGGCCAGGUGAACGGGCCGGCUGCAGGACGUGGUGCACCUAAAGGCAAGACCGGAGGUCGUGGAGGUCGUCAGAGAAACCGGGGCACAGGUAACCACGGGAGCGGGCAGGCCAACAUGCCGAGCAGUCAGGCGAGUCAGGAUCUGGUAUCACAGCCGUUCUCUCAGGGUCCUCUGACCCAGGGUUACAUCACUAUGAGCCAACCUUCACAGAUGAGCCAGCCUGGACUGUCCCAGCCUGAACUCUCACAGGACAGCUAUCUGGGUGAUGAAUUCAAGUCCCAGAUGGAUGUGGCGCUCUCCCAGGAUUCCACCUAUCAGGGUGAACGGGCUUACCAACACGGAGGAGUGACGGGACUCUCACAGUACUAGAGUGUUGUUGGAACAAGAGCUAGGCCUGUGCUGAGCUUAGUUCAUCAGCAUUUUAAAUAUGGGUAAAUAUAAAAAAAGAACAAACAUGGAUGCCCGUUUACCACUGUUACAACUGAAGCACCAUGAUGUGGGAGCAACAGGAGAGAAUCUAACCAAUCACAGGAGGGAGCGAAGCUGGACAGGAGGUGAAGAGAACGUGAGAAUGGAGGUCUACAUCCGCCAUUCGUUGAGGAUGAGGAGGAGGAGGAGAGGGGAGACGCAGUGUUAGGAGGAGACGAAACGCGAGAUCUUCGAUCUACAACUCCGCAAUGUGGAGGAGGCUCCAAGAGUGCAGGGGCCCUUCCAGGCCCCUCUAUCUCUCUCUCUCUAUCUCUCUCUCUCUCUCGCCUGGCUAUGAACGCCAGCCUCAGGCCUCGCCCUGCCAACCAGAGACGGAGCAAAGAUGAAGUUCUCUUAAAACUACCUGCAAAAACCACGCGUGCUGUCGUCUCCACGAGCUGAGAGAGGGGGUGUGACAUAUUUACAAAUAAUUACAAACGCUUUUAAGCAGCUGAAUUUGGGAAAAUAAAGUUCCCCUCAAAGUUGACAUCUUACAUUCAGGUUCUAUCACCGGACAUCUUGGAGGUCAGGGAUACCUGCGGCAAAAGUUUUGAGUUCGUUUUGGUUUCGGAGAAUUGAAGAAGAAGGUCUCCUCUCAAUCGACGGUGCUAGGACGCUCUGAAGAGGGAUUCAACUUUGAGGAAAGUUUACCGCCUGACGUCUGGGUGGGUCGAAGUUCUGUAACGGAGGGCCCGUCGCAUCUUUAGUCGCUCUACGCCAAGUCAUUCGAAAAGAAAAUGGGUUGUUUAACAUAACAUGGUUUUGGGAAUUUUUCUUUUUGUUUCUUUUAAAUGUUUGUCUCUGGAGAGCUGACGUGGAAGAGCCUGACAGAUUUGUCCUGAUUUUCCCUCUUUCAUUUUAAAAGGUUUUUGUUCAAAUAGAAUAAAAGCAAUGAGGUAGAUUACGCUUGAUUUAGAUGUGACUUCUUAAUAUCUUACUAUAAAAAUCCAUUAAGUCCCCGAACAGACGGAGUCGAGAGGCGAGACUUGCGUAAGAUCAUUUUAAAUCUGUAGUGAAAUGUACUACAGCCAAACUACUGAUUAAAUGACGACUCGAUGCCGUGUAAAUCGGUAAUCAUCUCGCAACGCGGACAGAUACGCAGUUAACCCCUCCCACUGCAGUUCUGUCCAAUCAGAGUGACGCAUGUCAUAACAAGUAUAGAAAUGUCCAAAUGGCUUUAAUCAAAGGUGUGAAAAGAUGAGUUGCGCCUCAAAGAAAGCGAAAGGAUAUCGCAGCACCAAAUGAAGGACAGACAGGUGAGAUUCUCGCUGUUUUUGUGUCUGACUGUAAGAGACGAUGUCUUGCGCUCUUAUAUUAUGAUGAUGAUGUCAGUGAGAUCGGGCAGAAACGAACACUGCCCCAGAGGAGUGCGUGUAUGUGCGUGCGUGCGUGUGUGUCUUUGUGUUAUCAGACAGCCCUCCCUCAUUAUUAUUGUGUUGUGAUAGAUGUAGUUUUGCGUUGUUUUCCCUCUGUUCAAGUUGUUGAUUUGCUUUUUUCUUCUUAGUAACUCAUUUAAAUAUUAUUUGUAUGAUCUGGUUUUCAUGUAACCUCUCUCUCUCUCUCUCUCAGUGUGGAAGUUGCUCCUAAUUUCAACUUCUUCUUUUUUUUUGGUUUCGAAGGACCAGCUGAGUUUUGUGGCAGCUUUAACAUCUGUUGCACUCACUUCAACUUUGUACUUUUACUCGGGAGUGUUUAUACUUUGCUGUUACUCCAUACUUACAGUUGACUGUUUGAUAUUACUGAAGUACCGCAACAUGCAUUUUAUAACCUUAAAUUCCUUUUAAAUUUACACUCUUUGCCUAAAAACUAAUUUUUUUGCUUCAUCUUUCUUUACCCACGAGACAAUCAAAAUCCGUUCAUAAUCGAUGCGCAGGUUGCAAAAAAUGUUAAAUAAAUGUUUAAUAGUUCUGAGCAUGUAUGCGUGUCUCUGACUGCUCUACUCUCUUUUUCAAAUAUAACUUUCUCAUUUUAGAAUAAACUUUAACAUUUCUUUAUUCUUAGUUUAGUUUACAUUGCAUAAAUUAAUUGUAAUUAUCAGUGAUCAGAUUUGACAUGAUGACAAAUUAUUGAGGAUACGAGGUGAAUACUAACAUUCAACAACAUGGCCACUGUGAUUUGUGAUGUAUUUCAGUUCUGAUUUAGAGUUUGAAGAGAUUGGAAAAACACUGAGAAAAGUUGCAUUGAGUUAUCAAUAUCUGAUUGACACAUCAUACUGGUUUUACUGUAUAGCCUGCAUUGAAGAGAAACAAAAUGAUUAUAACAUUAGGAUAUGAAGUAUACACGGGUCAAUGACAUGUUAUGCAUAUUUUUGUGUCUGGGGGCAUUAUGUACAAAGUAACUUGAUGCAUUAAUGAUGUCACUUUUUAUUCUAUAAAACCUGUUUAGUUUAAAUACACAAAUAAAUAUAUCAUUGAUUUAACUAAAUAUAUCAAACUUGUAAAAUGGCAGACGGGGCAACUGUUUGUACGAAUUAGCAGUUUAUUAUUUUAACACACUUAAUUAUUAGCUUAUUAAAAUUAUUGAGGCUUAAUGCAUUUUAUUUCUUAGGGGCAUUUGUUGCACCCUUUGACUUUCUGGUUGCACCACCUGACCUCUGCAAUAAAUUUACAUUUAACGGACUUCCACUUUCUGGUAUAAGCUUUUGCCUUUGAUGUCAAAUUCAUAAAUAUACUUCUUAAAUACAAUUCAUAUAAAACCAAAAUGUAUGAAUAUUAGUUGUCGGGAUGUUGGCAUAGUUGAAAAGUUUCUUUCAACAAUAUGUAUGUUCUUCAAUAUCAAGGUAGUACAACCGCAAUCAUGGGCCUUUUAUCAAGAAGAUAACAAGUAUAAACCCUAAACAUGAUAUCACAUCAUCCAUUGAACGCCAGGUGGUCUUUAUGGCUGAAUAAAGUUUGUCGAUUUCUCUUAAAUACCGAAAAAAACAGCUACUUUAAUGUGAUGGGUAGGCUGUGACACUUUUUGUGUCAGGUGGUACAACCAAUGACAAAGUAAUUUUAGUUUUAAUAAAUGCAAGCAAAGGUUGUCUAUAAAUGCUAUUAUGCUUUUUAAAAUAUUGUUGUUCUUAAAUUUAGUAUUCAAAAGUUAUUUUAACAUUUUUUAGGAUUAUAACUUUAAAUGCCACUGUCACAUAAACAAUCAGCAUGGCACAAGGAGUGCAUUCAAACUUAUCUGGCAAAUAGACAAUGAAUGGUUGUACCACCUAUGUUCAACAAACAAAACUUUUGAAACAUUGUUCCUGACUCAAAAAUAUGCAUUACAUCUAUUUUUAAAAGAUUUUUUACGUUUUUAGGAGCCUGUUUUGUCAUUGACCCGAACAUCAGGAUUUUGUUUUGUGGAAAGAAUAAUCACACCCACAGAAUGUACAUGUAACAUUACAAAUAAAUGUUGCUUUCUUUCACCCAA